GCGCGUCAUCACGUACGGAGCGUGGGCACGUCGGUGCGUCGCGUCUCCACCCCCCCGCCCCGGUAACCGGGGAAGUGGCGGCGACGGCUGCGGGGCUGAGGGUAUAUUGGGGACAUCAUGAAUUGGAAUAAAGGCGGACCUGGUACGAAGAGAGGCUUCGGGUUUGGUGGAUUUGCCAUAACACCUGGGAAGAAAGAGGAGCCCAAGCUGUCUCAGCAGUCCCACAGUGCUUUUGGCACAGCCGGCUCCUCGGCUGCGUUCACAAAAUCGGGGCCUCCUCAGCUGCCUUCCUUCUACAAAAUCGGGUCAAAGAGAGCAAAUUUUGAUGAGGAGAAUGCGUACUUUGAGGAUGAAGAGGAAGAUUCCAGCAAUGUGGAAUUGCCCUACAUUCCCGCAGAGAAUUCCCCCACUCGGCAGCAGUUUCAUUCCAAAUCUGCAGACUCUGACAGUGAUGAUGAUCCUCUGGAGGCAUUCAUGGCUGAAGUGGAGGAUCAAGCUGCUCGAGACAUGAAGAGACUCGAAGAUAAAGACAAAGAAAAAAAGAACGUUAAGGGUAUUCGAGAUGACAUUGAAGAGGAAGAUGACCAAGAAGCGUAUUUUCGCUACAUGGCUGAGAACCCCACUGCUGGUGUGGUGCAAGAGGAGGAAGAGGAUAACCUGGAGUAUGAUAGUGAUGGGAAUCCGAUUGCACCGUCCAAAAAAAUCAUUGAUCCUCUUCCACCUAUUGACCAUUCAGAGAUUGAAUACCCACCAUUUGAGAAAAAUUUCUACGAUGAGCACGAGGAGAUCACCAGCUUGACCCCGCAGCAAGUGGUGGAGUUACGGCACAAGCUGAAUCUCCGGGUCUCCGGGGCUGCUCCUCCAAGGCCUGGCAGUAGUUUUGCUCAUUUUGGGUUUGAUGAGCAACUUAUGCAUCAGAUUAGGAAAUCUGAGUAUACCCAACCCACUCCAAUACAAUGUCAGGGUGUUCCAGUGGCACUAAGUGGCAGAGACAUGAUUGGGAUUGCUAAGACUGGAAGUGGGAAAACAGCCGCCUUCAUCUGGCCAAUGCUGAUCCACAUCAUGGAUCAGAAGGAGCUUGAACCAGGGGAUGGUCCCAUUGCAGUGAUCGUCUGCCCGACCAGGGAGCUCUGCCAGCAGAUCCACUCCGAGUGCAAGCGCUUUGGCAAGGCGUAUAACCUGCGCUCCGUGGCUGUGUACGGAGGAGGGAGCAUGUGGGAGCAAGCCAAGGCCCUGCAGGAGGGGGCAGAGAUCGUGGUCUGCACUCCAGGUCGUUUGAUUGAUCAUGUGAAAAAGAAAGCUACGAACCUUCAGAGAGUCACUUACCUUGUGUUUGAUGAAGCUGACAGAAUGUUUGAUAUGGGGUUUGAGUAUCAGGUCAGAUCAAUCGCAAGCCAUGUACGUCCUGACAGACAGACCCUCUUGUUCAGUGCCACGUUCCGUAAGAAGAUUGAGAAAUUGGCCCGGGAUAUUCUGAUCGACCCAAUUCGGGUUGUGCAAGGAGACAUUGGAGAGGCAAACGAAGAUGUCACUCAGAUUGUGGAGAUCUUCCCCUCUGGGCCCAGCAAGUGGAACUGGCUGACACGGCGCCUCGUGGAGUUCACGUCCUCCGGGAGCGUCCUCCUCUUUGUCACCAAGAAAGCCAACGCAGAGGAACUGGCCAAUAACCUCAAGCAGGAGGAUCAUAACCUGGGGCUGCUUCAUGGGGACAUGGACCAGAGUGAGAGAAAUAAAGUCAUUUCGGAGUUCAAGAAAAAGGGCAUCCCCAUACUGGUAGCUACUGACGUGGCAGCUCGAGGGUUGGAUAUCCCUUCCAUCAAGACUGUCAUCAACUAUGACGUGGCUCGGGACAUAGACACCCACACCCACCGGAUCGGCCGCACCGGCCGCGCGGGGGAGAAGGGCGUCGCUUACACUCUGCUCACCCCCAAGGACAGCAACUUCGCUGGUGACCUCGUCAGAAACCUGGAGGGUGCCAACCAACACGUCUCCAAAGAGCUGCUGGAUCUGGCAAUGCAGAAUCCGUGGUUCCGGAAAUCCCGUUUUAAAGGAGGGAAAGGCAAGAAGCUGAAUAUUGGUGGUGGAGGCUUGGGAUACCGCGAACGCCCCGGGCUGGGCUCAGAAAAUACCGACCGUGGAAACAACAACAGUGUGAUGAGCAACUACGAGGCCUACAAGCCAUCCACGGGGGCCAUGGGGGACAGGCUGACAGCAAUGAAAGCAGCUUUCCAGUCCCAGUACAAGAGUCACUUUGUUGCUGCAAGUUUAAAUAACCAAAAGACUGGGAGCUCUGCUGCUGGUGCCAGCGGCUGGACCAGCGCUGGGAGCCUGAACUCCGUCCCAACGAGUUCAGCGCAGCAAAACGCUGCCAACCCCGAGAGCCCCAUCGCGGCCAUGGUGGCAGCAAAGGGUGUCCCGGGCUUCACCAGCACCGGCAAUCUGAGCAGCGUUCCCACCUUCCCGAGUGUCGGAGCACAGGGCUUCAACAACACAAACACCAGCGCCAACAGUCGAGAAGGCGGCGGCGGCGUUGGUGGCGUUGUCAGAGAACGGUACAACGACAACCGGCCCAGUCGCCACGGCGAGGCCCCGCGGCGUGGGGAGGGCGGUGGCCGCGCAGAGGGUGGCGGCCGCUACAACGACGUCCAACGCCACGGUGAAGGUGGCGGCCGCCACAGUGACCCCUCCCGGCACGGUGACGGCCGCCACGGGGACGUCCAUCGCCACAGCGAGGGCCGGCACUUCACCGACUUCCCGGGCGGCGGGAACCGCAACAACGGCGACAGCAGGAACAGCACUGAAGGGAGGAACAGCGAGAGCAGGAAUGGAGAGAACAGGAAGGAUGCCAACAGCCGGGACAACAAGACAGAUGGUUUUGCUGUCCCAGAGCCCCCAAAACGGAAGAAGAGCCGGUGGGACAGUUAAAAGCUGGGGGUUCACAGCCUGGAAUCUCUGCAGGUAGUGUUGUCUUUUUCCAGAGGAUUUCUUGGGGUUUCUGGUAACUGGUUGUUGAGCAGCUGGGGCAGGAGAAGGAAACCAUGAGAACCCCCAUGCAAGUUCAUCUGCGGACAGAUUCACCUGAAUGAAAUGCACACAACACCUAGUGAAAGAAAUCAUUUUGAUAAAGUUCCCUGGGUUCUGGGUUUGAAAUAUUCAGUGCUCGAGUGACUCUGCUGGAUUUAAACAGAUCUUCUUGACAAAAAGAAGCUGUUCCACAUCCUUGGAACGUUAAGAAACUGUUGUCCAUAGAAGUAUAAAUUAGUCUUUUCUUAACCAGCGUUCACAUUUACAAACCAGUCCAGUCCACCUAGAGAUGCUCAGGACCUGCCUGUUAGACAUUAAUCUUGCAGCAGUUUGGUCAGUAUGGUGAGUUCUUCCCCCCUCUCCUUUUCACAUAUUCUCCCUAAAUAAUUUGGCCUCCACGUUGCCCGUACCUCUUUCCCCAUCACCUAAGAAUGCAUCAAUUAGCUUUGCUGAAGGUGGGGCAGAGCAAGUUGAUUUUUUUUUUUUUUUUUUUUUUUUUUUUUUUUUUUUUUUUUUUUUUUGUGGUGUGUGUGGAGCUGUUCAAGGGAUCCUUCUCCAGCUCAGCAAAUCACAAAUUCACUUGUAGUGUAGGUUGGACUCCCUGGCUUGUUUGUGGUCAGUACUUUAAUUCCAACCCCAUUGCCCAGAUAUUUCUUUUCUUUUGAAGAACCUCCUAUUUCCUAAUAUCCCUCAUUCUGGUGGAAGCCUGCAUAGCAAACCUGUCUCUCUGCUGUGCCUAUGCACCCUCUGUUCUGAGAGGGUUGAGUGCUUUCUUCAAAUUAAAAACAAAAAAGGGAAAACAAUCACCACAACAAUCAGAGGCUGGAGCCCCCAGCAAGUGUGGCUAAAGGAAGAGGCUUCACUCAGAAAUUCAGGGAUCUGUUACUCAGAAGCCUUUAGGGAGAGCCCAGAAAAAAUUAAUGAAAACCAGCUCCAAUCUGGCCCUGUAUUGGACACAUGUAAUAAAUCUAUAAAAUCUUGCUUGCCCAUUUUUAACUCGUCGUGUGUAUUACCCAUUUUUUAACUUUUUUUUUUUUUUGCCACAAGGUAGGGAAGAACUUUUCAGUUGGAACAUGUCAGCACCCACCGCUGGCUUGUUUCCACUGGAAGAAGUACCAGAAGCUGUCAGGGUUUUGUGACAUUGUGAUGUUUUCUUUAUCAGCUGUGCAUUUACUUUCUGCUUGCUCUAGUAAAUGUUUUAUUACUGGUACAAAUAUA
Molecule: messenger RNA, 4242 nt
Organism: Corvus hawaiiensis (hawaiian crow)
Lineage: Eukaryota; Metazoa; Chordata; Aves; Passeriformes; Corvidae
Gene: DDX42
Product: DEAD-box helicase 42
Exons: 18
Coding region: 118-2925 (935 amino acids)
Molecular function (GO): RNA binding; ATP binding; RNA helicase activity
Source: RefSeq, a predicted model, not a curated record